Cryptotermes secundus is the source of this 1100-nucleotide messenger RNA. Its product is annotated as mitochondrial mRNA pseudouridine synthase Trub2. Bases 100 to 1059 code for a protein of 319 amino acids. Gene Ontology annotation, biological process: pseudouridine synthesis; RNA processing. The transcript is spliced from 5 exons. Gene Ontology annotation, molecular function: RNA binding; pseudouridine synthase activity. Lineage: Eukaryota; Metazoa; Arthropoda; Insecta; Blattodea; Kalotermitidae. The record is from RefSeq and is a predicted model, not a curated record.
UGUUAUAGUCGCAGGUAACUGUAGACAAGUAGCGAUCGUUGCGAUGAUGAAAAUUUAAUUGAAUAGGGGUAAUGGCGGAGAUAUUGAGAAAUAUUUAAAAUGUUGUCUGUAUCUGACGCACCUACAGUAUGGAACCUAUUAAAAGGUGUGAUCUGCAUCUAUAAACCAGCUGGAAUUACUGCUGCUAGCGUGCGGAGUAUAUUACUUGGCAAUAUUUGUAGAGACCUUUGCGAAUUAGAAAGUCGGCCGCCAACAAGGCAUGUUUUUAUUGAAGGUAAUCCGUCAACAUCAUUAAGUGUACAUGUUGCACCCAGUUUUGCGGAUCAUCCACUUGUUGUUGGUCCAAAAUAUCAACCAGAAGAUCUCCGUUGUACGUGGGGUGCCCCCCUUGGCAGAAAUAUUUCUGGAGUGUUUGUCUUGGGUCUCAGUGAUGGUAAUAGAACUGUUAAGAAGUUACAUAUGCAACGUCCCACUCGAGUCUUUCGACUCAAGGGUUUGCUGGGACAGGCAACAGAUACGUAUUUCAGUGAUGGCAAAGUAGUAGAGAAAGCAACAUUCUGGCAUGUGAAUAGAUCAAAAUUAGAUGCUGUACUUGCUUCCAUACAAGCUGCACAUCAAAAACAAAUGUUUCACCAGUGUGGUGUCGACAUACAGAGCCAGGCUGCAUACGAGUUAGCAGUGCAAGGUCUGAUCAAACCAGAAAACAGUAAAAUUCCUUUACUGUAUGGUAUAAAGUGUGUUCACUUUCAGCCACCGGAUUUUACAAUAGAGGUACAGUGUAUCAAUGAACAUGAGAUGUACCUGAGGACAUUGAUACAUGAUACAGGGAUUCAGCUGCACAGUGUUGCCACCUGUACAGGCUUGCAGUGCAUCCGCUAUGACUGCUUUACACUGGAACAUGCACUACUACGAAAACAUUGGACACUUCAGUUUUUAUUGGACAAUAUGGCUGAAAGUAAUAGAUUACUCAGAGAGUCAGAAGCAGACAAGAGACAGAAGUCAGCUACGCUACUUGAAAGUGACAUAAGCAAGCUUAAAGCACCUGUUGUAAAUAGUUAAGACUCUAUGUACCAAAAAUAAAAAAUCUAAAGCACUUUUAA